Pogona vitticeps (central bearded dragon) is the source of this 6009-nucleotide messenger RNA. Lineage: Eukaryota; Metazoa; Chordata; Lepidosauria; Squamata; Agamidae. The record is from RefSeq and is a predicted model, not a curated record.
CGAUCUCCAUCACGGGGUGGUGUUGGCCUGGCAGCCCCUGCCUUGGGCUCAUAUGGCCAUCCUAGCUGCAGGCAGAGCAGCUGAGCAAGAAAAGAACUUGAUUUGCAGAGGUGUCCCAGACAUGAUAGUUGCCACCAGGGCUGCGGCUUUCUAAGGAAGGCUUAACUUCAGAAGAACUGUCUGUCUGAAAGCACGCAUGCAGCUGUGUUUAGACAGACUGCCUCUUCUUCUGCUGCUGCAGGAGCCUUGCCUCUUAACUGUGCUCACAGCCCAGCUGUGAUGGAGCUGAUUGAGGUAGCCCCGUGAGGAGGUAACAGGUGUCAGCCCUUGCCUACCCUCUCUCUCUCUCUCUCCCUCUCUUACCAUUUCCUGAGAUUCCAGAGCUGAGCCCAGGUAUUUGGCAACAGGUUCUCAGCUCCUCUGCAUGGGGCUCUUGGAAGGCAGCUCCUUCCCCCCGGAUGAAUUCAACGUUCGCCCCUGCUCUGUGAAAGGAGGACCAAGAGACCCACCCUACCUGCCUGCCUGCCUAUCUUGAAGAGAGAGGUGGCUCUUCUCAGGUGUUGGAGCUGCAAAAUAAGAGUGGAAACAAGCAAGGGACUCUGCCUGGGGAUCUUGGCUCCCUGUGCUGCUGAGGGAGGCCAUGGAUAAUCUCAAGAGGCCUCUCUGGCUUACACACCUGGAGCCUUCUCUCUAGAAAGGGAGCAGGAAGUCUCAAGGGGGGGGGGAACACAUUUCUGGUUCAUGCCCUCCUUAUUUGCCUCUGCUGUUUUUCCCCACCAGCGACCCAGGUAGGGAGAAAAAGGAUGUGCUCCCAGGGGCUGGCAAGGGGGAAGAAGGCAGGCGUGGAGGAGGAGAAGCAGGAGGCGGCAGAGGCAACCCAGGGCCAACGACAGCCAUGGGGCACGCUCCAGAAAAGCUUCCGGCACGUGGUAGAAAAGAUGAGGAGCGAGGAGAUGAAAGUGGCCCACCUGAGCCACGGGCUGCAGCACCUCUGCCGCGUGGCCUUCGCCAGCCCCGUGCGCCACGUGGCCCACCACUCCCCCAAGAGGUCCUUUGUGGUGCUCGAUGCAGAGAGCACGUUGCACUUCUUGCGGGAGGACGGGUCCCUCGUGAGGAGCGUGGCGGCUCCUGCUCCCAUGACGGGGCUGCUGUACGCCGCCCAAGUGGACCGGUUUGUGGGCUGGGACACGGAGGGGCUUCUGGUCCUGGACUCCAGCUUCCAGCUGCUCUCCCAGGUGCCGUCCCGCCUCCCGAUCCGUUGCGGCCUCUACAGCGAGCAGCUGAACCGGAUCGUGACGGCCGGUGAGGGGAACCUGACCCUCUGGGGCUUCCGCUACGGCUUCCGGAGCCUGCAGUGCCACGCUGCGGUGAGCGAGGGCCUGGAGCCCAGCAACGUCUUCACCCACCUGGCCUUGGGUGCCGACAGCCCGGAGAGCCAAAGUUGCUUCACCGCCUGUGACACAGGCGCCGCUGCUUUCGACAUCGCCAAGGGGAGACUCCUGUCCUUCAAGAAGGACCUGCACAGCAGGGUGAUCACAGGCCUCGCGUAUUGCCACGUGACCGGCUGCGUGGUGACAGCCUCUCGGGAUACCACCAUCAAAGUCUGGGACAAGAACUGGAACAUUCAGACGGUCUUUGUGGGCCACACCGCUCCCGUCAUUGCUGUGACCAUCUACCCCGACAGACCCCUCGUCUUCUCUGCUUCUCAAGACGGAACGAUCCGUACUUGGAACCUCGACACCAUCGACCAGGUAGACCAAGUCCACGUCCUGGAGCCCGUGGAGACUCUGGAGACAAAAACGGCCUCCCACGUCAUCUCCACUUCGGGCUCAUCCCUGAACCUCUGGAAGAUCAACAAGCUCUACUCACUCUACAGCCCCGUGGGGUCUCCCGUCAAGCGGCUCAGCUGCUCCAACCUGGAGGCCCUGGGCAACUUCCCCGUCCGGCUCCUGUGCGUGGGCCAGGACUCCACGGUGCGGCUGGUGGAGGCCCAGAGCGGCCUGAUCCUCUCCACGUUCUCCUUGGACCAGCCCUCCCAGGUCCAGGAGGCGGCUUACUGCCUGCCUCGAGAGACGCUCUUUGUGCUGACGGAGCCGGGCAGCUUGCUUCGCAUCAACGCGGCGGCUGACCCCAUGGUGCUGAAGAAGAGCACCCCCAGCUGCUCUCAGGAGUCCAAGCCCUGCUGCCUCCUGCUCUACAGCCACGUGGUGGACCCUGAGGCCGCCUACGCCACGUGGUGUGAAGUGGCAGAGAACAAAAGCUACCGGAAGCAGUGGCAGAGGCCCCCACUCCAAAGGCAGGAGAAAAACAGGUACCUGCCUGUCCUGGGGCACACGAAUGGGUUCCUCAGUGUGGUGGAAUGGUUUUCGGGCCGAACCCAGUACGAAGUGGAGGCUCACGGAUCGGGACGCGUCACAGCGUUGGCCGAAUACCCUGCUCAGACAUGUGUCAUUUCAGCUGGUGCUGAUCUCACGGUGAAGAUGUGGCGCCUCUUCCCCUACGCGGAGGAGUGCCUGGUCCCCCUCUUGUGCUUCUCCUGCAACUCCCCGGCCACACACAUGUGCUCCCUGGGUGAAACCCUGGCAGUGGCUUUCCAAGACCCUGAGACCAUCACCCACCGCAUCGUUUACUACAGCCUGAUGGAGCAGACCUGCUAUGAGCAUAAGCCGGAGGACGACGCCGAGGACGAGAUCACAGGACUCUGCUGCUGCCCCAACCUGACACUCUUCGCCUCAGCCAGCAGGGAUGGCUCUGUGAAGGUCUGGGACAUCAAGAACAAGCUGCUCCGGCACCUGAAGCUGAACACCAUCCCAGAGAGCUUGGCUUUCGCCAACCGCUGGGGAGACCUGCUGGUGGGCAUCGAGCGGCACCUCUACCUCAUCCAUCACAACAAGUACCUGCCCAACUACUACAGGAUGAAGUUUCUCUGCACGAAGUUCUUGGAGCCCCUCAAGGACAUUCCCCUCCCGCUGAGCAACUCCUGCUUUGAGGCGCUGGUCAAGGAGAACGUCAGGCGGCUGCUCCACGAGCCACCUCUGGAGGAGGCAGAGUCACCUCUGCCUGGAGCUCAGCGCCAGGAGACAAAGGCCCCCCCAAGGGAUAGCCAGCCCCUGCCAAGGGGUCUCUCUGGGCUGGCCGAGAGGGACCGCGACCUGCUGCGCCUCCAGACGGGGAGGAUGAGCCCGGCCAAGAAAGGGAGGGUCACCCAGGAGAUGAAGGAGGAGGCCUUUGAGAGAUACCUGCGGAUCUUCUACAAGGAGCAGCCCAAAAUGGAGAUCCCUAAGGAGGACCCCUUUGACGCUGACGAGGUGCUGGAAGCCCUGCGCCACGUGGACUCCGUGGCCAAGCUCUACGGGCCGGCCAGGCCUAACAUGUUUCUGGGGUGCUUCCCCCGCCCCUCCGUCCUGAAACCUGCAGAACAGACACCCCCGGAGGCCAGCCCCCCGGCAGAGAGCAGCUCCAGGGUCCCCUCCCUCGGGAGGAUCCCUCUCGCUGUCACCCUCGAGGCUUUGGUCCAGUUUUCCCGAAGGAAGAAGGACAGGAAGGAGGAGGAGGCAGCUCUGCUGGAGAAGGAACAGGCCCCCCCUCUCAAAGGGCCAAUCCUCUCCCCCAGGGAGGCCUCCCCAUCCGCCCAAGCACCCAAGCCGCCCCUGACGCCCAGCGUUUCUCCACAAGCCAUCUCUGCCGCGGGUUCCAGGGAAGGGAGGCGCAAGGGCCGCCGCAAGAAGAAGUCGGACAAAGGCUUAGGCGUGGUCCACGAGCCGGACACGGCGCCUGCAUUCCCGCUGUCUUCCUACGUCUCUCCAGCCCCCGGUGGUGUGGCAGAGGCCAUCCCGCAUGAGAAGAGCAUCUCCUUCAAGGAGUCCCCUUCGGUGGUCCAGAGGCAGGCGUCCCACAAGCGCUCCUCCAGCCCCUCCUCACGCCCCAGGAGCCAAACGUCUGUGAUCGUCAAGGGCUUCUUCCCUGAGAGGCACCCCGAAAGCCCAGAGUGGAGCCGUUCACAGAUACGGAGGGCGUUGGGAAGUCGGCAGAGCGUGCCACUGCCCGGAAUAUCCUCUGGGUACAUCCCGAAUUCCGUGGUUGCCCAGCAGCUUCAUGUCUGGGAUCAGCCGGAGGAGGAGGAGGAGGAGUACCGCCAGGAGAGACUUGUUGAGGUGACGGGACCCCAGGAGGAGCUGGAGAGCCUCUCGGGGAUCAGCUCAACGGGGGUGAUGGGCAGCGAGGAAUCCGAGGAGUCGCCCGCGUGGGAACCUUCGGGGGCAAAACCAGCCGGUAGCUCCCAGUCCCCCGUCAAGGAGAGCCCACCUGAAGUUUUCCUGACCCAGCUGGAUGCCUCCCAGUAUCCAGACAAAGAACAGAUGCCCCCCUCCUUCAUCCUGCCUUUGGUGGACACGGAGUGGUUCCAGAAGAUGUUCCCUGAGGGCUUUCCACCUGAGACGACCCUCCAGCAAUUCCUGGCCAUGCUUCUGGGCAACAUAGUCACUGCUGACUUCAACACAAAGACAGAGUUACUUGGUGCUGUUUUGUCCUUGAAGGAGCAACUGAAGGAUCGCAUGAGGCAGACGGUCUACAAGACCCUGCUUCAUGUUCUGAACAUGAAGGAAGGGAGCCCAUCCAUGCAGGAGAGAAGCCAGAGGAAGUUCAUCUUGGCCUCCCUGCGUGCCCUCAUGGAUAUCAACAAGGACAGCAAGGAGCUGAUGGUGGAGCUGGUGACCUACUACGUGAUGGCCCCUCCCCCCUUCAGGGCAGCUGUGAAGGAUCUGAUACAGGACGUGGGUGUGCAGGAUCCCCACGACUACUUCUACAAGGAGCUGGAGUCCUGGCCGGUGGGGGAGCAGGAGACCAAAGAGUCGGUGCGGAGAAGGAGCAAGCAGUGGCUGGACGGAGCGAUGCAGGAGCUCCAGGAAUUCCGAAGACGUUUUCUGGGCCAGGAGGUUCUGGCGGAGCAGAAGUCUCUGUCUGAGAUCUCCCUGACGGAGCUGCGAUCCACGGAGAGUCCACUCUGGGAACAUAUGAGCCCUGAGGAAGAUGAAGACAACUUUGAGGAGCAGCCAGAGUGGAAAUACUCCUCUGUGAGCUUUGAAGAGGAGAAGAGGGGCGCUGCUGCAGGCCAAGAGGGAACUCCACCAGAGGCAGAGAAGGCGUUCUAUGGGCAUCGAGAGGGGGCAGAAAAGGAAGAGAUGAGGGACGACCUGGGCCUGGAGGAGCAGCAGGAGGGCAGAGUCCCCGCAAGGAGGGACCAGGAGGAACCCUUGGGGGAUGAACCCGUCGUUGGAAAGGGUGAGCGGCCAGAGAGGAAAUGCUCCACGAAGAGAGCCCAGAAGGGGACAGAAGUCACUGAGCAGCGGCUGCAUUUGGUGCAUCCCAUAGAUGCGAUCCAUCAUUUUAUGGAAAAGCAGUUGGAGAGAGAACUGGAGGAGAUGAAGCGGGUGGUCUCUGCUGCCUUGGACACUCCCAGGGACACCGUCAUGGUCCUGCCUCCAAUUCGCAAGAAACGGGCAAUCCUGAGACUGGGAGAAACCAACACCAUGUGGAGGAAGAGACUACCUGAGCGCUUCUACUUUCCGUACAUCUUCCCACGUUACCUCAUGAAAGGGUUUGUACCCUUUGUGAAACUCCCUCUGCCAAAAAUAAACCUGGACGUCUUCCCGGCCCCUUCAGAGAGACCGCUUUCUCCGAAGACGUUUGGCGCCAUGCAGCAAUCAGUCCACAGAUAUUUCAUCCCCAAGUUUUCCUAUGCUGACAGCUACCCUUGAAGGCACAUCGGCCUUUUGCAAAGCUCUGGAAUGGAAAGGCCUGACUUGCCCCCGUGAGGGAAGAGGAUGCUUCUGCCCUGCAAUGGAGGGGUGGGCAAGCCCAGCUCCAUUCAAAUACCUGGAGCCAAGCUGACUGAUUUAACCCCGCCUGAGGGCAACACUGAGAUACAGGCGGCGUCCUGCUGCAGCCACAUCUGGAUAAAAUGCAAAGCCGAAUGGAAGGCAAAAGAGAAAUAAAAGCAAAUCGACGUGA